GUCGUCAAACUUGUAACCUUAGCCUACUGGUAUAUAGUUAUAUAUACUCAACCAAACAUCAUCCUGCCGGAAUAUUAAAAACGGUCGAGUCAUUUUGUUAAAAAAAUUAUUUUGAUAAAAGUUUAUUACUUAAAUCACUAAAAUGUCAGCUAGGUACGAUAGAGCAAUAACAGUAUUUUCUCCGGAUGGGCAUUUAUUGCAAGUCGAGUAUGCUCAGGAAGCUGUGAGAAAAGGAUCCACUGCCGUCGGAGUACGCGGUAACGAUGUAGUUGUCCUGGGUGUUGAGAAAAAGUCAGUUGCUAAAUUACAGGAGGAACGCACGGUUAGGAAAAUUUGUCUUCUUGACGAUCAUGUUGUUAUGGCUUUUGCUGGUUUGACUGCGGAUGCCAGAGUACUGAUAAACCGUGCUCAAAUAGAAUGUCAGAGUCACAAAUUGACCGUUGAAGAUGCUGUCGCAAUAGAGUAUAUAACUCGUCAUAUUGCUGGACUCAAACAAAAGUACACUCAGAGCAACGGACGUAGACCGUUUGGAAUAUCAUGUUUGAUAGCUGGGUUUGAUUAUGAUGGAAGCCCGCAUUUAUUCCAAACAGAACCUUCAGGCAUUUAUCACGAGUGGAAGGCCAACGCAACUGGACGUGCUGCUAAGACUGUAAAGGAAUUUCUAGAAAAAUACUACACCCCAGAAGAAGUAGCCACCGAGCGAGGUUCAAUAAAACUCGCCAUCAGAGCACUUCUUGAAGUAGUAACGUCCGGUCAAAAGAACCUAGAGAUCGCUAUCAUGCGUCGCAAUGAGCCGAUGCAAAUGCUUGACUCAGACACGAUAGGCGAGUAUGUAACUGAAAUAGAAAAGGAGAAGGAAGCUGAAGCCGAGAAGAAAAAACAAAAAAAGUGAUCGAGUGAUGUUAUUUUGAUUAUUUUAUAUAUUUCUCAUUCAUAAAUAAUAAUAAUAAUAAUAAUAAUAAUAAUGUAUUAUUCGGCAUUGCUGGAUAAAUUUA
This is a messenger RNA of Cotesia glomerata, 995 nucleotides long. It is a transcript of the gene Prosalpha4, whose product is annotated as proteasome subunit alpha type-7-1. Gene Ontology annotation, cellular component: nucleus; proteasome core complex; proteasome core complex, alpha-subunit complex. Lineage: Eukaryota; Metazoa; Arthropoda; Insecta; Hymenoptera; Braconidae. Gene Ontology annotation, biological process: ubiquitin-dependent protein catabolic process. The record is from RefSeq and is a predicted model, not a curated record. Bases 143 to 892 code for a protein of 249 amino acids. The transcript has 4 exons.